Messenger RNA from Rotaria socialis, 726 nucleotides. Lineage: Eukaryota; Metazoa; Rotifera; Eurotatoria; Philodinida; Philodinidae. The record is from the annotation of a GenBank genome assembly.
AUGAGCCGAUUUAUGUAUAUCGAACAAAAAACAAUACGACUUCCGCCUGUCCAUGGCUAUCGUACUCAUCCUCUACUUCCACUUCGACAGGCUUUGGAUCCAAUCAUCUCUCAAAUAGACAAAUUAGAAAAAUCCAUAACAGUUGCAAAGAGUGAAUGUCAUUUUCCUUCAGAACACGGCUUGACUCGUGAAGAAUCAGCAGCAAUAUACCUAUAUACAAUGGAGUGGGAUGAGCAAAGUUUAUAUAAAGUGCUUAACGCGACACUUCGUGACCAAAAUCGAUCUUUAUUAAUCCCAUGGCAUGGGUAUUUGAAGUUAUUUGAUACAGCAUUAAAAAAAUUGCCUAGUCGUCAAAUGAAUGUGUGGCGUGGUAUCAAGGGUGAAGUUUCUAAGAAAUAUGAAGAAAAUAAUGAAGAAACUUGGUGGUAUUUUUCAUCAUGUUCAUCUUCAUUGAAAGUCGUCAAAGAGUUUCUUGGCCCCGUAUCAACAUUGUUUAUGAUUGAAGUUAAGAAUGGCAAAGAUAUUUCUGCAUACAGUUCAAUUCAAAACGAAAAAGAAAUUAUUCUUUCAUUGGGUACUCGAGUGAAAGUAGGUGACGCACUAAAUCAUGACUCAAUGAACGUGAUACACUUCCGUGAAUUGGAGAAUGAUGACGUUGAAGAAUUACCAUCGCCAUUUCUGAAAAUGAAUGUCGGUGCAGCAGCGCAACCUAAUUUUAGUGAGUAG